AAAUUUGGCGCGAGAUUUCAUUCUCUGGUAAGAGUGUUAGUCUAUAAUCUAAGGUCUUAGUCAGCGGGCUGCAGUAGCAGGCAGUAAAGAUUGGAAAUGGAAAAGGGAAUGUUUAUUAAACUUGCGGGGAAGAUGGGUAUAACGUCUACAAAAAUAAUAAGCCAAGCAGAGGAAUAUAUGAGGUUGUGUCAAGUCAAAUGCACCGGCCUCAGGAACUUAACAGUGACGAGUAAAGCUGUCAUAUGCCUCGAUCUGGCCGCGAAGGUCAUGAGAUUCCCCCUAGACAAAGAAUAUGCCGUUAAACUGUCAGGGUUAAAUACGAGAACUUAUCAGAGCAAUUUAAAAUCUAUGGAGUGUAUGCUGGGCCUGGAAUCAAACCUGGGACUCCGAGACCUGGCCGUGCAGUAUGGGUGCCCCGAGUCUGUGAAGGCUGCCGCCAUUAUGCUGAAAAGAUAUGAAGAGAGUCUCCCUGAAGCCCAGAGGCUGGACAUAGACCUAUCAAAGCCCCUGUUCACAACAGCAGCCCUAUUCACAGCCUGCAAAUGCAUGAAAAUCAAAGUGAACAAGAAAAUGGCAGCCUCAUCGGGAGCCAAAAGGGGGAUCUUCGACCGGCUGUGCACCCAGCUGCAGAAGCUGGGGCAGGAAGUCUGCAUUGAGCGUCCUCCGCUUAAGGUGCCAUCAAGGACUCUUCAGAAAAGGCCAAAAUCACUGCAAGAGCGUAUUGAGCAGGAAGAACAAGAGGACGAGCUGUCAGCUUCUCCAAAAAAACAGAAAUGUGACCCAGAAGAAUGUGUGAAAGAGGACUAUGAAGAAUGGAAGAGGAGAAUUCUGGAAAAUGCCCUCAAAGCCAAGAAAGUGGAUGCAUAAAUUUAUUUUUAAUUUGUACAUUUUAUGUUAAUUGUAAAGUUUGUUCAUUGUUUGAGUUUGAUGGGUGAGGUGCCAAGUUUGACCUUCUAGAGGGUAGCAACGUUUCCAAUCUUUGAUGGUAAUUGUAAUGUGGACAAUUAUAGUUACAUUGUAGUAUUGCCUCCUUAAGUGAUGACAGGAAUGUACCGUAUAUGAAUUUGUACAAUGAUGGUGCAUGUUAAAUCCUUUAAAGAUUUGAAAUCUCCAAUUGCAACUCGAGAUGGUGAGUGUUUAGUUAACGAUUCCCUUUUUUUUUUUUUAACCUGUACAUAUGCAAGUAUAUAAAUCUGUCUCUAAGAGUGCAGUUUUUUAAAUUAUUUUUAAAUGUUUUUUUUUUUUUUUUUUUUUUUUUUUUUAAAUAAAAGCUCACAUCCAGCUUUUGAAUGAUGUGCUAGGUCUCAAUCAGAUGUUAGCUUUCCAUUCAGCAUUUGAGGUAAUGGCAUCUUAGUAGAUCUUGGGAAAAAUAUUUGUUCAUUGAUUUAUUUCAGGGAAACAUUUGAUGUCCUUAGUUUUGAAAUGCUUGAAAUAAACAAUUUGGUUUUUUUUAAAGUU
This is a messenger RNA of Anguilla rostrata (American eel), 1458 nucleotides long. It is a transcript of the gene orc6, whose product is annotated as origin recognition complex, subunit 6. The record is from RefSeq and is a predicted model, not a curated record. Gene Ontology annotation, biological process: DNA replication; DNA replication initiation. Gene Ontology annotation, molecular function: DNA binding. NCBI's taxonomy places the organism in Eukaryota, Metazoa, Chordata, Actinopteri, Anguilliformes, Anguillidae. The coding region runs from base 97 to 867 and encodes 256 amino acids. Gene Ontology annotation, cellular component: nuclear origin of replication recognition complex. The transcript is spliced from 7 exons.